AUGCCGGCAUUAUUUCAUAUUUAGUGGUAAAAGCCAAUUGUUGAGUGUGGGAUUGAUUUGAGCUCCAAAAAUAAUUUUUAGUGUUUUUUCCUGUUAAACAGUUUAUAAAAUAUACUCGAAACUUAACAAUUUUUUAGCGGAAUCUUGUAAUUUCUCUAAACUCUGAAUAACAACAAACAUCAAGAUGACAUACGUUUUAACAGAAAUAGCCAUGGAAAUGAUGGGCCUUAAGUUCUAUGACAUGGACGGUGAUUUUUGUGAAACUAAUUUUCAAGGUGAGGAUAAUAAAUGCAAAGACAAGCCAAAUUUGCUUCAGGAACUUGGGUUAAAGCGUGAUGCACAAGGUAGGCUUGUGAAUGACUCUGAUAACGAUGAGGAGCAGCCAACCACUUCAAGUCGUGCAAAAAAACAAACCCAGUUUACUAGCAAAUCUGUUAAUGAAGCUCCGGCUAAGGCAGCAAAAAAUACAGCUACAGCAGAUGUGAAAAACAUCACACUCAAGCCAACUACAAAAUCCGAAACUGAAAAUAUUAAGAAACUACAAGCAGGCGUUGGGAAAAUGAGCAAAGAAACAUCGCCUUUACAGAUUCCAACUGAAAAAGUUGCUCCUGGAGUGAAGCAACCAAAAGUCGCUUCACAGGGCGCAAUUACUAAAGUUGCACCUGGUAAUGUCAAAGUCAUUAAUGAUUCUAACGGCGGUAUAGAUGUUCAAAUAAUUACAAAAAAGUUUCCAAUACCUGCUUCGACGAGUUUGAUUAAAAAAGAUGCUGUUGGCAAUGUAAAAGUCGGUAAUGCAAACGUACAGAAAACUGAAGUGAAGCCACCAACAGCCGCUUCACAAGGUGCAGUUAAAAUUGCUCCUGGUAGUCUUAAAGUCGCUAAUAGUUCCAACGACAAUGUGAAUGUUCAGAACAUUACAGAACAGUUAUCAAUAACAGCUUCAAUAGAUGCGUUUAAUAAAGUUGCUACUGAUAAUGCAAAAGUCGCUAAUGAGGGUAGCGAGGGUAUAAAUGAACAGAAAACUGGAAAAGACCUAUCAAUAGUCGCUUCAAAUGCUACAAUUAAGAAAGUUGUUCCUAUCGAUGCAGAAUCUGUUAAGGAUUCGAAUGAUACUAUGAAGGAAGAGAAAACUGAAGUAAUGCAAAAAACAGUUGCUUUGAAGGACGCAACUAAACAAAUAGCUACUGAACCCAAAAAACAAUACAAGUUAAAAGAGAAUCCAAUCUUAAACGAGCCAGAACAUAUUGAUUUUGAUGCUGAACUUAAUAAUAUGUUACCAGAAGACUUACAUGAAACAAAAUAUUCUGAAUUGAAUUCAUGUACUGAUAAACCUAUGAACGAUACCACUUCACCUGGUAAGAAGGGGCCAUUUAUUUCUGUUAGAUCUGAUUUGGUUGGUCCAAACGGAACACCAGUUUGUAAAAGAUCGAACUCCUUAUUGAAGAGAACAAAUGUUGAAUUUGAGAGAUUGCGUAAUCUUCUUAUAAAACAUAAAACUGAUUACAUUAAUAUUAAUGGCAAUAUACAUCAUCGUAUGGUCUUGAUGGGCGCUUAUACGCCAGAAAAAUUCAUGCAGCCAUCUUUAGAGUGUGAGGAAAAAAAUAUGAAAGAGGAAGCAGAUUUGCUACGAAAAUAUAGGUGUAUGCUGGAAGAUGCUUUGGCAAAGAACAAUCCAGCGGAGUACAACAGAAUCCUUACCCGUUACAAUAUCCGCAAGCGUGCGGGAAUUGAAUAAAAACAGUUGAAACUAUUAAAAUAUAUUGUCUUU
This is a messenger RNA of Teleopsis dalmanni, 1768 nucleotides long. RefSeq lists its product as uncharacterized. The record is from RefSeq and is a predicted model, not a curated record. NCBI's taxonomy places the organism in Eukaryota, Metazoa, Arthropoda, Insecta, Diptera, Diopsidae. Bases 185 to 1735 code for a protein of 516 amino acids. The transcript is spliced from 2 exons.